This is a messenger RNA of Nelumbo nucifera (sacred lotus), 2671 nucleotides long. Its product is annotated as inactive leucine-rich repeat receptor-like protein kinase CORYNE. The record is from RefSeq and is a predicted model, not a curated record. Gene Ontology annotation, molecular function: protein kinase activity; ATP binding. Gene Ontology annotation, biological process: protein phosphorylation. Lineage: Eukaryota; Viridiplantae; Streptophyta; Magnoliopsida; Proteales; Nelumbonaceae.
UGAGCCGUCUAUGCUCCUGCCUUGACGUGCAUGUGGGCCCACUGUACGGGAAGGAAGGGCGGGAAGAUGAGAGAGAAAACAGAGAAACGAAAGAAAGCGAAAACGAGAAACCACGAGCAAAAUGCAAAUGCUGCUUCUGCAGUUCUGCCUGAGCUGGAGCCUGGAGCUGAGAGUCUCUUCCCACCUGAAGAAUGUUUUGCUUUCCCCGUUGAAAUUUAUUUCAUCAAGAAAAGGAGAGAGGUGUUCCCUUUCUUCUGUUUUCUUGCAAAAAAAAAAAAAAAGAAAACUACCAAAGUGAGUAAAGAGAGUUCAUACCCGGAGCGGAAUGGAGUAGAUUUGAUCAAUUUUCCAGGCUUUAAUGGUCGGAAGAAUCUGGAAGUGUCAUCUAUAUGGUAUGGAUGGAUAGAAAAAACGGUUUAUGGUAUCUCUGUCUAGUAUUUGCGAGAUUCUGUGUUGUUUAACGAACCUUCAGGUUUUAGUAAUUUCUUCGGCUUCCCUCUCGUCUCUUUCUAUACUUCUGAGUAUUUUCCUUCCUUGAAAGUUGAAAUGCGAUUUUGGGUUGUUGAACCUACCGUGACUUUUUCUAGCAAAUGAAUCAAUCUGUCAGAAUAAAAAAAAAAAGAAAUAUGCAAAUGCACCUUCUUCUUUUGUUUUUGGGUUCGGAAUUUAGAAUUUCAGGUUAAGAAGAGGUUGUCGUAAUGAAAAAGCUUGGAAUCGGCAUGGGAAGAUUUGGUUCUGAUAUUCCAAAAGGAUUUAAUUAAGCUAUUCAAGUAAUCUUCUGUAAUGGUUUCAAUUGAGUGUAUUUAUAGGAGUUGUCUGAUUUUUUGGAAGGUGAGGAAAGACUGGUGGGCCUGGGGUUGGAGUUGGGAGGCCAGGCUGAAGCCUUUCUCGCUACAGUUUGUAGUUCAAUUGGUGCAAGUUGAAAUGAUUGAUUUACAAACGGAAGCUCUUUAACAAUCCUACAACUACGAUUAUUUGGAUGCCGUCUUGAUGAAUUUCUGAGCUAAGGAAGAAGUUCUCUUCGUCCUUUAGUGUGGUUCCAGCGGAGCGGUUCUCUGACGUACUCCCAUCCCAUGGAUAAGAGAAGCUCCAAGAUCUCCGUACCUUUUCUGUUUAUCUCCUGCUUUUGCCAUGUCAUCCAAUGUCGAGAAGCCAUGAUUGAAAUUGAACACCUGGUUACAGAGCCGCCGACCCCAUUUAGGGUUCCCAGUUACAGGAGUGGCCUUCGGAGGAUUAUUCUGGGCACCAUAUUGGGGUUCUUAACAGGAUUUAUUUGUGCCAUUCUUUUUGCUUGCUUGGUCCGAUUUCUCAUUAGGUACUUGUACAGAACCCCAAUUCUCAAAGGUCCGGUUGUCUUCUCCCCAAAAAUUGCUCCAAGAACACUCCAACUGGCCCUCUCCAAUGAAAACCAGUUGCUUGGGUCGAGCCCUAAUGGAAGGUACUACAGAACUGUUCUUGAUAACGGGCUAACCAUCGCGGUCAAAAGGCUUGAACCCUUCGAAAGCCCUCCUUCUCCGGAGACUCUAAGCAAGUCCGUCAAAAGACGGAUACAGCGAGAGCUAGAAGUGCUAGCCAGCCUAAGGCACCGGAAUCUGAUGAGCCUCCGGGCUUACGUUCGUGAAUCUGAUCGAUUUUCUCUGGUUUAUGAUUACGUGCCUUAUGGCAGCCUCGAAGAUGCAAUGAACAGAGUCCGGGAGAACCAGCUCCAGCUUGGCUGGGAAAUUCGCCAUCGCAUUGCAGUUGGGGUGAUUAAGGGACUCCACUAUCUCCACUUUAGCUGCAGCCCAAGAAUUCUUCACUACAGUCUCAAACCUACAAAUGUGAUGUUGGAUGCAGAAUUUGAACCGAGGCUGGCAGAUUGUGGAUUGGCUAAGUUUAUGCCUAAUUUGGGUCAAACAACAUCUGGCUAUACAGCUCCUGAAUGUCUCCAAAGUUGCAGGUACACGGAUAAAAGUGAUGUGUUCAGUUUUGGUGUGAUUCUGGGUGUUCUGCUAACUGGAAGGGACCCUAUGGAUCCAUUCUUUGGUGAAGCAGCAAGCGGAGGAAGUUUGGGGCGCUGGCUUCGGCAUUUGCAGCAAGCAGGAGAGGCACGAGAAUCACUAGACAAGAGCCUUCUUGGGGAAGAAGGUGAGGAGGAUGAGAUGCUGAUGGCAGUUAGAAUUGCUGUCGUCUGCCUCUCAGAUUUGCCUGCUGACCGCCCUUCAAGUGAUGAGCUUGUUCCCAUGCUCACACAGCUACAUAGCUUUUGAAGAAAAUGCAUGUAAAAUAUAUACAUUUGUUCCAGGUUGUGGGUCCCCUGUAACUCUUCGCAUCUGCAGAAUUUGGAGGUUGGGUAAUUCUAGGUAUUGAUCUACUAGUGGGUUCUGAUCUGCAUUACCCAGAAAAUCUGAAGAAUCCAAGGAUUUAUUUACCUCUCUGAAAAUCCAGCUUCCAGCAUUUUUACUUAAAUCAUGUUUCACUGCAAAUACCGCAGUAGACACCACAGAAGUUGGGGAUGAUGCUUACAUUACAUGGUGUUAACAGUAAAGAAGUUUGCCGGAAGAAAUUUCUUCACCCCAAACUGCAAAGUCCAUGGGGAUAAUCAUCUUCCAUAAACACGAUAUGUUGAGAUGUGCAAACAUGAUUAUCAACGCCAUUAGAAAUGCAGACUUUUGCCCAUCAUUGUACUUAA